CGCUUCCUCCUCGCGCCUGCGUGCUUUGACGAACGGUUGAGUUAACAGUAUUCACGCGCUUCCCCCUCUUUAAACUCUUCACCGCUUCAUAGUUUCAUGAUGUUCAACCCCUGAAGAGAAGGAAGCUGUGUGAAAGGUGUUGCAGGUGUUAUGAACAACUAUGAGGUCAUUCGUCAGAUUGGAGAGGGAGCAUUUGGGAAAGCCUUCCUGGUUCAGGAUAAAUGGAGGUGGAGGCAGACGGUGUGGUCAAGCAGAUCAACCUUAGGAAGAUGUCAGCGAGGGAGAAGGAAUCGUCGAAGAAAGAAGUGACUCUGCUGUCAAAGAUGAAACACCCAAACAUUGUCUCCUUCAUCAGCUCGUUUCAAGAGAGGGGCAGCCUGCACAUCGUGAUGGAGUACUGUGACGGAGGAGAUCUGAUGAAGAAGAUCAACACGCAGAGAGGAGUCUUCUUCACUGAGGAGCAGGUUGUCCACUGGUUCCUUCAGAUCUGCCUCGGACUCAAACACAUCCACGACAGGAAGGUCCUCCACAGAGACAUCAAAGCCCAGAAUAUCUUCCUCACCAACGGAGGGAUGAAAGCGAAGCUGGGGGACUUUGGAAUCGCAAGAAUGUUGAAUAACACCAUGGAGCUGGCCAGGACCUGUGUGGGGACGCCGUAUUAUCUCUCCCCUGAGAUCUGCGAGAGUCGACCCUACAACAACAAAACGGAUAUCUGGUCUCUGGGAUGUGUCCUGUAUGAACUCUGCACCCUGAGGCAUCCAUUCGAGGGCAGCAGUCUUCGUCAGCUGGUCAGUAAGAUCUGCAGGGGGCGCUACAACCCGGUCCCCUCCCACUACUCCUAUGAUCUACGCCUGCUGAUCACCCAACUCUUCAAGGUGAGCCCUCGGGACCGUCCCUCCGUCAGCUCCGUCCUCAGGCGUCCCUUCCUGGAGAAAAACAUCAGCAAACACCUGGACCCUCAGCUGAUGCAGGAGGAGUUCAGCCACACGGUGCUGCAUCAACACAAAGCAGCAGCAGCGAGCAAGGACGCUAAAAAGAGAGCAACAAACACAGCAGAGAAGAUCCAGAAGUCCAGACCUGCAGAGAGACCAGCUGUGAAGAGACUUCCUGUGAAACCAGAGUGGAGAGUUCCCCUCAGAGUGUACAGCCCGGCUCCCUACAGACUCCUUCAUCAGAGAGCAGCACCUGCAGCUGCAGACCGAGAGGAGCUCAGGUUAAAGGAGCAGCAGCCGUUCAGUCACUAUCAGCACUAUCACGCUCAGCUGGACGCCUUACAGAGGAGGGAGAGGGAGGACCUCCUUCCUCCUCCUCCUCUUCUUCAUCCCUCUCAGGACAGAGAGACGGAGCAGCAUGAAGCUCCCUCUGUGGAGCCGUACCAGAUUGUGGCUGCAGCUCGUCAUGAGUACCUGCAGAGGAGACACGAGGCCAACCAGUACAAGCUGAGAGCAGAGAAACAGCUGGGUCUACGUCCGUGCACGGCUGAGAGAGUCAGGAGGCCCAGAGGUCAGGAACGUGAAGGUGGACGACCUGAGACCCAGCAUGCAGCGCAGGACAGGAGAGAGGCGGGACAACAGUGUGUGUGUGUGCAGGCAUACCUCCGUCAGCUGGACCUCAUCAGGCAGCAGUAUCAGCAGGACAUGAGACAGAUGAGGCAGCGAGCCGAGGCAGAGGUUCAGCCGGCACACAAAAAUGAGACCUUCGUGGUGGACAAACCCAGAGACUCUGACCCGUCUGCAGAGAGUAAGGAGCAGCAGGAAGCCUCACCUGAACAGAACGUAGAAGACGCUCUGAAGCAGAUCAGAGACGAGAGGAGAGAGGGGAGGAGACACAGAGACAAGAAAGGAAUCAUGUUUGAGAUCCGGUUAGAUGAUGGAGGGAUGAAAGAGGAUGCAGAGGAGGUGAAAGAGGAGAAGACAGAAGGAGAAGACAGGGAAGUGGACCCUCUGCAUCAGACCCUGAGCUUCCAGCAGGGAGACGACUUGAAGAUCAGGGAUUGGUCGGAGGAGGCGAGGAGGGGGUGGAGCCAAAGGACUCCUCGGACUCUGCUAGAAGCACUAGGGAACAUGGACGUUAACUCAGGCUGCGACACUGCUGUGGAGGCGGAGGCAGGUGAGGAGGAGGAAGGUCGGCGGCACUGGGUUGACGCCGCCCCCAAUACCCUGCUGAACGCUCUGGCUGAAGCUAAGCUCACCUCCUCCACUCUGGACUCAGGUGUGGAGCCGGUGAAGGAUGGAGCAGAGGAGGACGAGAAGGAGAGAAGAGAGAAAGGAGAGGAAGAGGAAGAUGAGUCUGACGUGGAGAUGGAUGAGGACCGUCUGGAACCGAGGUCAGACGAUGACGACACAAACUUUGAGGAGUCGGAGGACGAGCUGAGAGAGGCCGUGGCAGACUCCAUGAAGAACCUGUUUGUGAUGGACAGCAGCUCGGAAGAGGAGGAGAGAGAAGAGAGAGAACAGGUGGAGGAGGGGAUGGAGGAAAGGAGAGCAGGAGGUGAUACAGAUCCUCAACACGUUCACCUUGAAAGUGAUGAGUCAGCCACAGACACUGCUGAACGGACUCAGGUCUUUUCACCUGAACCUGAAAGAACAGGACGGUCAGUCUGAGCGAUCAGACGAACCUUUAACUUCACAACAUCAAGCUAGCUGAGAACUAUAACUGGAGCGUCUCUGAACUCUCUCUUUAACUCAAACUAAUCUGCACUGAGAGUCUUAUAACACAAGAAGCCUAAAUACCUCUUUAACACGACAAAUGUUUGAUUAAUAAGAGAAGAAUGAAAUCAGGACACUUUU
This is a messenger RNA of Notolabrus celidotus (New Zealand spotty), 2789 nucleotides long. RefSeq names its product serine/threonine-protein kinase Nek5-like. Gene Ontology annotation, biological process: protein phosphorylation. The transcript is spliced from 24 exons. Gene Ontology annotation, molecular function: ATP binding; protein kinase activity. The record is from RefSeq and is a predicted model, not a curated record. The coding region runs from base 222 to 2603 and encodes 793 amino acids. Lineage: Eukaryota; Metazoa; Chordata; Actinopteri; Labriformes; Labridae.